AUGGACCUCAUUCGGAAGCUCCGAACAGCGCGCAAACUGAUCCUGGUGAUAAUGAUCCCGUUGUCACUGCUGCCGUUACCACUGAUCUACCCAAGCAGUGAGUCGUCGUGUGCCUACGUCCUCAUCGUUACCGCUGUCUACUGGGUUUCUGAGGCCGUACCCCUGGGGGCUGCUGCGCUGGUUCCAGCAUUUCUCUAUCCACUGUUUGGGGUCCUAAAGUCCAGUGAGGUGGCUGCUGAGUACUGUAAGGACACCACGCUGCUGCUGAUGGGAGUGAUCUGUCUGGCUGCCUCCAUAGAGAAGUGGAACCUCCAUAAACGCAUAGCGCUGCGCAUGGUCAUGAUCGCCGGGGCCAAACCUGGAAUGUUGGUUUUAGGGUUCAUGUGUUGCACGGUGUUCCUGUCCAUGUGGCUGAGCAACACCUCCACCACUGCCAUGGUGAUGCCAAUCGCCGAGGCCGUACUUCAGCAGCUCGUCAUAACGGGCAUCGCCGACGCCGGAGAGGAUUCCGAGGAGACCGGCGACGGUUCCCAUAGCACCUUCGGUACGCCAGCAGUCCUGUUGACUCUCAUAAUACAGUAAACACAAUUACUUUAAGCUGUUUUACAUUAGCUUUCAGAGUCAGGUGCAGUGUAUACUAGUUUUUCUGCUGUUGUUGUGGACUCGUCAUACUUCUCACUUAACCUCCCCGUCAAAACGUGUCUCCAAUCUCCGCACUCUUUCUCUCCUCUCCUCUCCUCUCAGAACCAGAUCAGUGUGACGGAGCCGCCGCGGGUCAAGCCCAAGAUCCGCAGGAACUCCAUGUACCCGACCAAGCGUGAUCACAUGAUCUGCAAGUGCCUGUCGCUCAGCAUCACCUACGCGGCCACCAUCGGAGGUCUCAUCACCAUCACGGGCACGUCCACCAACCUCAUCUUCGCCGAGCAGUUCAACAAUCGUUACCCUGAAGCAAAAGUCAUCAACUUUGGCACGUGGUUCAUCUUCAGCUUGCCCAUCGCCCUUAUCAUGCUGGUGUUGACCUGGCUAUGGCUUCACAUCCUCUUCCUGGGCUGCAAUUUCAGGGAGACUUGUUCGCUCAGCAAGAAGCGCAAGACUCGCAGGGAGAUCAUUUCUGAGAGACGAAUUCAUGAGGAGUACCAGAAGCUCGGCCCGAUCAGCUACCCAGAGGUGAUGACUGGAGUGUUCUUUGUGCUCAUGACUCUGCUGUGGUUCACGAGGGAGCCAGGGUUCGUGCCUGGGUGGACCUCUCUCUUCGAGAAGAAAGGCUAUCGGACUGACGCCACAGUCUCUGUGCUUCUCGGAUUUCUCCUCUUCCUCAUUCCAGCCAGAAAACCGUGGCCAUUUAACAGCAAGGAUGACGAGGAGGAGGAGGAAGACCCACUGGCUCCUAUGAUCACGUGGAAGGACUUCCAGAGGCUCAUGCCGUGGGAGAUUGUCAUUUUGGUCGGGGGAGGAUAUGCUUUGGCUGCAGGGUGCAAGGUGUCAGGGCUGUCCAUGUGGAUUGGCCGACAGCUGGAGCCGAUGAGUGGUCUUCCCCCGUGGGCCGUGACGCUCUUGGCCUGUCUGCUCGUGUCCGUGGUCACCGAGUUCGCCAGCAACCCGGCCACCCUCACCGUCUUCCUCCCCAUCCUCUCUGCCCUGUCUGAGACCCUGCAGAUCAACCCCUUGCACACACUGAUUCCAACCACCAUGUGUGUGUCCUUCGGAGUCAUGCUGCCCGUGGGGAACCCACCCAACGCAAUCGUGUUUAGUUACGGGCACGUGCAGAUCCGUGACAUGGUGAAAGCAGGUUUUGGGGUGAACUUGAUCGGUGUCCUGGUUGUCAUGUUGGCCAUCAUGACCUGGGGUGUCCCCCUCUUUCAGCUAAACGAGUUCCCGGUCUGGGCUGUCAUGAGAAACACCACCGGCAGCUUUUAGCCACCAGAGGGCACUAGCCAAGAGAGAGGGGCAGGGAGGACCGGACCGUUAGUCUCCACAGUAAACGGACAUGGAUCGGGACAAGUGACAGCAGUGUGGGAGAUGUGUGUGUUCUCUCUCUCUCUCUUCAACUAUGGAAUGGACUCUGUACAGGACAAAACAAAUAUUCUUAUUGUUUAAUGACUGCCUGUUUGUCAAGAGGAGAGCCAGCGAUGUUUCAUUUGUAUCCAAGGUGUG
Sardina pilchardus (European sardine) is the source of this 2154-nucleotide messenger RNA. It is a transcript of the gene slc13a4, whose product is annotated as solute carrier family 13 member 4. Gene Ontology annotation, cellular component: membrane. The transcript is spliced from 13 exons. Gene Ontology annotation, biological process: transmembrane transport. NCBI's taxonomy places the organism in Eukaryota, Metazoa, Chordata, Actinopteri, Clupeiformes, Clupeidae. Gene Ontology annotation, molecular function: transmembrane transporter activity. The record is from RefSeq and is a predicted model, not a curated record.